Molecule: messenger RNA, 693 nt
Organism: Panicum hallii
Lineage: Eukaryota; Viridiplantae; Streptophyta; Magnoliopsida; Poales; Poaceae
Exons: 1
Coding region: 35-502 (155 amino acids)
Source: RefSeq, a predicted model, not a curated record
AGUCUGCUGACGACCGACGACCGAGCCGGACCCGAUGGCGAGCGGCGCUUACCCCGUGCAGUUCCUCCACCUCCCCGCCGCCGGCGGCGGCGGCGGCCAAUGGCGCAACCUCGGCGCCGCCUACGCCGCCGUGAGGUUCCUCUGCCCGCAGGGUCAGUCCCUGGUCCUGUACGCCGCGGACCCCGACGGUCAGCAGCAGCAGCCGCAGCGCAUCGUGUUCGUGUACCCGAUCCUCCCGGGCGACGCCUUCGAGAGGCUGGACGGCGCGACGCUCUCGUGGGCGGAGCCCGAGUCCGGGAACGAGUUCGCGCUCUGCUUCCUCGACGACGCCGCGUGCGGGGCCGUCUGCGGCGCCAUCGCCCCGGUGGUGAGGAGCCCGGCGGUCGACGGCAUCGCGGACACCCUGGCGGGGCUCCGCGUGGCGAGGGAGCAGGGCGCGCCGGCGCCCGGUGGAGGGGACAUCGCCGCGCGGCUCGCGCAGCUUAGCAUCGCCCGGCCGUGAACUGAAAUCAUGGCGGAAAAGGGCAACCGGCAAUUUUCUCGCUGAUAGACUUUGAGCUCGGUUUCAGUUUCAGUUAGGCCGUCGUCGUCUUCAGUCUUUGUCGACGCGAUUCAGCUGCCUGUUUAAGCUGUACACCGCGGUAGUAUCUGCUAAAUCUGAUGGGAAUCAAUAAUGGCAAUGAUCUUCUCUCA